Messenger RNA from Sphaeroforma arctica JP610, 190 nucleotides. RefSeq lists its product as hypothetical. The transcript has a single exon. NCBI's taxonomy places the organism in Eukaryota, Ichthyosporea, Ichthyophonida. The record is from RefSeq and is a predicted model, not a curated record. The annotation marks the transcript as partial.
GAACCUAUCGGCGGGAGUGAUAGUUCUGAUUGUGGUCGUGGUGUCGGUCAUUAUUGGGGCGGUUGUGGCAUUCCUAGUGUAUAGACAUGUCAGGCGACGACGCCAACGCCAGAAGAAGGACCGCAUUCAUCCCUUAUUUAACCUGCCGCCGACGCUACUGAGACGUAUGUUGUUCGCUUACGACAUAUAG